Metschnikowia bicuspidata var. bicuspidata NRRL YB-4993 is the source of this 603-nucleotide messenger RNA. RefSeq lists its product as uncharacterized. Bases 173 to 541 code for a protein of 122 amino acids. The record is from RefSeq and is a predicted model, not a curated record. Gene Ontology annotation, cellular component: transcription elongation factor complex. Gene Ontology annotation, biological process: transcription elongation by RNA polymerase II. NCBI's taxonomy places the organism in Eukaryota, Fungi, Ascomycota, Pichiomycetes, Serinales, Metschnikowiaceae. Gene Ontology annotation, molecular function: RNA polymerase II complex binding. The transcript has a single exon.
AUUUUGUGUAAAUCAUGAAUUGCUUUGUAUAGAGUGUAUUGAAAGGUUUUGGGGCAUAGCUUUUGAUUGUUGAACGGCUUAGAUUGUCCUCUUUUUUUUUGCAGAUCGCACUACUCACAACACGCCUUUUCGAGCCUUCAAGGAUGGACGUGCUUUGGAACAACCGCUGAUCAUGGGUAAACGUAAGACAGCGGCAAAACCUGUGAAAAAGGUGAAACAAAAGCUUGACAUAAGCUUCAGAUGCUUGUUUUGCAAUCAUGAGAAAUCUGUGAUCUGUACGAUGGAUAAAAGAAAUGGGAUAGGUGACUUGCAUUGUAAAAUAUGUGGUCAGAGUUUUCAAACGGCAAUAAAUUCCUUGUCUCACCCAGUGGACAUAUACUCAGAUUGGAUUGACGCUUGUGAGGAUUUGGCAGAAGAUAAUGAGGCUGAAAAGUCAGCAGAAGAAGCUGGUGAGAGUGUAAAGGGACAAUAUGAAUAUAGCGAUGAUGACGGUGCUCCACCAGCAAAAAAAACAAGUGAGUACUCAGAUGACGAGUUCUAGUUGUGGCAGGAUGUCACUCAUUGAAGGUUGCUCUCAAGGAAUGAAUAUUACUCUCUGAUGAC